This is a messenger RNA of Trypanosoma rangeli, 1929 nucleotides long. RefSeq lists its product as uncharacterized. The record is from RefSeq and is a predicted model, not a curated record. Lineage: Eukaryota; Euglenozoa; Kinetoplastea; Trypanosomatida; Trypanosomatidae. The transcript has a single exon. The coding region runs from base 1 to 1929 and encodes 642 amino acids.
AUGGUCGUUGAACGGUUCGUAGGCAAGCAGCACCAAGCGGUGGCGACAGGAAACGACGAAGCAUUCGUCAGCGGGUAUCCAGCAGCGUCGCAAAGUGACGCCAAGGAAGGAGGCACGAUCCAGCAGACUGGCGAGGCUGGUGACGUCGUGUCGGCGAUUCCGCGACGUCUUUCACUGGGUGCGCAAGGAGCUAAAGCCGGUGCACUAAAUAACAGUGACGCGUUGCCUGCGCCACGGCAGGUCUCUGAGCAAGAACUGCGGAAGGCCCACGGAGCAAUGGAGGAAGUGGCAGAAGAAUCGACCCUUUCUGCGGGAUAUAUCUCGGAUUUGGGUUCAGACGCUCCCGAGGCGGCGGCGGUGGUGCCUGUUCCUACGCCGCCGCUCCCAGUGCAAGCGGCGUCGGUGACGACGCACAAGAAGACCUUUGAGGGCCGUGGGUGGUCGUCGCUUCUCUCCUCAAUGCGCGACACCGUCGAGUGCACGCUGCGGCAUGAAACGUCAAUGGCGACCGGGCUCCCGGGCGAGAGCAUCCGUGUUGUUAGCAUGAGUGUGGAAGGGGAUUCAACACUUCUGACGGGUCUUGCACUGGUCCACGACGCCACCAAAUCGGCGGUGGAUUUGGAUCGCGACCUGAAUCUCUACUCCUUUGAGGGGAUGCAGGAGUUGCUGGAAACGAGGGCAUUGGCGGAGGUGCCUCAACCCAGUGGCCUCGGCGCCUCUAUGCAGGGCACGGCAACAUCCCCCAAUUGCAAAGCCCCUGCUAUUGCAGAUUCUGGUGGCAAGGGUUGUGUGGUGGAGAAAGCUGAGGUGGGCAGCGGUGGUCACGAUGCUCAUGUAAACGCCACAGGUGAGGCCACGAUGAGAGGCGUAUCAGAGCAUCGAAAGAAGAAGUUUCUUGUGAAGAAAGCUACUGGAGAUACGCCCAGGCAGAAGACAGUCAAUUCCCCACGGCAAGGUGGGAAGGCAACGAAGAAGCAGAAUAAAACAUCGCUGAAAGGUGACCCGCCCCACGAAAACAGGCGCGAAAGCGGCUCACGAACGGAGGGGGCCAAUAAUAACUUUGCUUCUCCGAGUAAGACAGCCACACUACUCAAACGGGCAGCCACACCACGUGCAACAAUGGCGUCCACGCCGCGAGGACCAGCCACACCGCGUACAACAGCGGCAGCCACACCGCGUGCAACAAUGGCGUCCACGCCACGAGGACCAGCCACACCUCGUGUAACAACGGUAUCCACGCCAUGUGCAGGCGCAACAACGCCGCGUUUGCAGCGGCUUAGUAUGCGGUAUCUUCCAUUCUCAAGCAGGUUUGUUGCCACAGUGUCGCCUACUGCCGCACAUCUACAAACUCCUAUUCGGCCUUUAGGGUUGCGGCGGGUGUCAGCAACGCCUGAGCGCCACACGCCGCGUCGUCACCUCUCACACCGCAUCUCCCUCUUUCAUGGACGUUCCGUAUCACAGGCAAGAAGUCCCGACACGAUUUACCGUGAAUCUAAGUACGCUGCACAAGUGGAUGACGUGAGUGGAACAAAGCCGUACGGCACUGGUGUCCAGCGCGGAGAGAUACGUUCAAUACCGCCACAGCGCAUUAUUCGUCUGGGGGUUCCGAGCUUUCGGCACACGGCGCACAACAGUGUGGCGCCACGUUCAUUGCUCUCUGCGUUGCAGGCCAGCGAAAAAGCUGACGACAGCGUCGGCAACGGCGGGACACCGUGUGCUUCUCUCGUGUUGCCUCUGGUAGGCAAUAACGACGGUGAACAUGACACGCACAUUGCAGGUGCGGCCCGGUCCACACUGUCUACAGAGGCGCACUCAGAAAGAAAUCAUGCGUUGCUUGAGAAGACGCUUGGGGUCUCGCGUCGAUCGCGGUCUCCGGUGGUUCCCUUGGUAGAGCCCAAGUCUACCUCCUACGCCUACCCCCAGAUGUAG